UCCGCCGUCGCUUCCGCCCCGUCGCCGCCGCCGCUUCCCGGUGCAGUCCCGGUCCCGCGGCUCCCUUCGCCCUCCGCGUCAAUGCGGCGCCGCCGCCCCGCGGCCUGCCCCGGCCAUGGACACCAGCGACCUGUUCACCAGCUGCAAGAAGGGGGACGUGAGCCGCGUGCGAUACCUCCUUGAACAGCGAGAUGUGGAGAUCAACGUCCGUGAUAAAUGGGACAGCACCCCUCUGUAUUACGCUUGCCUCUGUGGACAUGAGGAGCUGGUGCGCUAUCUUCUGGCCAAUGGAGCGAAAUGUGAAGCCAACACCUUUGAUGGGGAGCGUUGCCUCUAUGGAGCUUUGAGUGAUGCCAUCCGCCGCCUGCUGAAGGAGUACAAACAGAUCACAGCAAAGUGCAUGAAGAGGGACUACUACGAUGUCUUCCUGCAGCGGCUGCUGGAGCAGGGUUACCAGAGCAACAUCGUUUUCAUUGUGCAUGGCAAAUCCUUCUGCGCCCACCGCUGCAUCCUCAGUGCUCGCAGCGCCUACUUUGCAGAGAUGUUUGAGACCAAAUGGAAGGGGAAGAACAUGAUAGUGUUGAAACAUCCACUGAUUAAUCCAGCAGCCUUUGGCUCUCUGCUGCAGUAUCUGUACACAGGGCGUCUCGACAUCGACGUGGAGUAUGUCAAUGACUGCAAGAGGUUAGCUAAGCAGUGCCGGCUGCAGGACCUCAUAGAUGAUUUGGAGACCAAAUGCAAAAAAGUCUAUGAAUUUGUCUCUUCCAAGCCAGGGACCUGUGUGAAAGUGCUGACGAUUGAGCCCACAGGUAACUGCCGGCUGCAGGAAGAUCUGGCUCUUCUAGCAGACUGCGCCCUGCCAGCCAAACUGCGGCAGGCAUUGGUACCUGAAGGAAUGUAUAGAUGGCAGAUGGCUUGCUGGGCUUGCUUGCUAGGAGCUGACAGCAGCAGUGGAGAGGUGCUUCCAAACCCUGACAGUAUUGCCAACAGAAAUGUUGGUUUUGGGGAGCUGCCGUUCGACAGCACCGACAACUUCAACAGUUGUCCCGAUGUGUGCUUCCGGGUGGCAGAUUACAACUUCUUGUGCCAUAAGGCAUUUUUCUGUGGUCGCAGUGAUUAUUUCAAAGCCCUUCUUGAAGAUCACUUCAGUGAGAGUGAGGAGCUGCAGACACAGCCCAGCAUCCCUGUGGUGACUCUGCACAGCAUCUCAGAGGACAUCUUCAUCCGGGUCCUCUACUACAUCUACAGUGAUGAUACAGAGCUGUCCCCAGACAAUGCCUAUGAUGUGCUGUGCGUGGCAGACAUGUACCUGCUGCCCGGGCUCAAGCGCCUGUGUGGCAGGACUUUGGCUCAGAUCCUGGAUGAGGACAACGUUGUCAGCAUCUGGAGGAUUGCAAAGCUGUUCCAGCUCACCCGCCUGGAGGACCAGUGCACGGAGUACAUGGCAAAGAUCAUCGAGAAGCUGGUGGAGUCAGAGGAGUUUGUGGCUGCUGUGAAGGAGAACGCGGAGGCUGUGGAGGAGCGGCAGGAGACGGACUCCAUCCCUCUGGUCGAUGACAUCCGCUUCCACAUCACCAGCAACGUGCAGACCUACAGUGCCAUUGAGGAAGCCAACCAGAAACUUGAAGCUCUGGAAAACCUCCUGGCCAGCAUAGGGCUUGAGUGCUGAUGUGUGCAAACCCUGCCUGUCGUUGCAGCCUGCGGAGGCCUCGCUGGGUUGGCUCAGAGGGCAGGAGCAUCUCUCAGUGUCCCUCUUUCCCCUCUUUGUCCUCCUUCCCAUCCACUUUCAGGCAUGGUUUCUUUUUAAUUUAUUCUACCUGGACAUGUGCAUGUCUGCUUUGUGUUUGGUUUUAGUUUGGGUUUUUGUUUCCCCCUUCAGAAGUAGCUUCUGAAGCUCAGCCCACAUCAGUAGCUGCUCCUGCUGAAGGGAGAGCACCCCUUUCCUUCCUAAAAGAGAAGGAAACACGUUCUUCUUGGGAACAGCACUUGUCCCUUUCCUUUUGUCCAUGGUGGUAGAGCAAAACUGCUUCUGCUCAGGGUGGUGACAUGGAGAGGGGCUGUGCAUUUGCUGUGUGAUUUGUGGACUGUACCUCCAAGUCCAUCCCUGAGCUCAGUGUGGCUUUGACAGGACCACCAAAGAGCCCAGUGCACCUUGAACUGAUAAAGACAUUGCGGUAAACUCGAGGAGGGGAAGGGCUAUUGAAAAUGCUUUUAUAUGAAGUCCCAUCUAUUGUGGUGAAGGCAGGACUGGUUUUGUGCUCAGUGUCAGGCUCAUGAAAGCCUGCUGCGGAAACCAACAGCUUAACCCAGCUGGUUCAGUUCCCCUGCUGCUCCUCCCUCCGUGGCUCAAGAUGACACUGAACACAAGCAGGAUGUUUAGUUUAUCACAUCCCCUCCACUCCUCCUGCCUAAAUCCCUCAUCUGACAUAUUGCCAUUGGCUUUGCACAGCAGUGGUGGUGACAGCCCUGCACCAGCCACCAGAGGCCAGAACGUGGCCUUUGCCUUCUGCUUGCACUGAACGAGCUGCAGAAACAGGAUUACCAAGGAAUGUGCUAACGCUGCUCUCUGCAGAUGCCUCAGCUGCUCAGGCAAAUGGACAUUGAUAGCGGGCAAAGCAGGAGGAAGGCAGAGCAGGGGCAGCAGUGCUGGGAAGCAUUUUCCAUAUGGCUGCUCCUGAGUGAUUCCAUUCCCGUGCGGAGCACGUGGGAGGAAAGGGCAGGGUGGCCUUUGCUCUGCCUCCCAUAGCACAGCUCCAUGUGUGCUGCAAGCAGGAGCCCCGUCUGCCUGCGUGCACUUAAUGGUCACAUCUGUGAGGCCCCUCACAUUGUCCCAUUACUCGGGGUCCCUUUCCCCCCCACCCCCAGUCCCUAUUGGCAAAGCAGGGCUACCAAGGCACGCUCAGCAGAUGGGCAGCAUGCAGGCACGCUCUAAGGAAACCGAGCCAGGUCAAACCUCUGAUCUGAAUCCACUUUGUUCUCGCUGCAGAUAACUUGAUCCCAAGGUAAAAACCUUCUGAGUUUUCCUUCUGUGGCCGAUGUCCUUCCUGUGUUCUCUUGCCUCUGCCCCUUUUAUUCGCUGCUUCUCACUUGAUGAAUUAAGAAGAUUGUAAAAUUUACCAGAACAAUGUUAUAUUUAAGGGGAAAUGUGUAAGCAUGUGUGCAGCAAUAAAAUAGUCUAUUUCACUAUA
This is a messenger RNA of Melopsittacus undulatus (budgerigar), 3188 nucleotides long. RefSeq names its product ankyrin repeat and BTB domain containing 1 (gene ABTB1). Bases 116 to 1669 code for a protein of 517 amino acids. The transcript is spliced from 13 exons. Gene Ontology annotation, molecular function: protein binding. The record is from RefSeq and is a predicted model, not a curated record. Lineage: Eukaryota; Metazoa; Chordata; Aves; Psittaciformes; Psittaculidae. Gene Ontology annotation, cellular component: cytoplasm; ubiquitin ligase complex.